CAGGGCGCACAGAGUCAGCGCAGCAGACCUGCCUGAGAUCAUCGCUGCUUUCUGAAGACCUCUUUUCACAUCAGUUUUUUAAACAUCCUAACCCUUAAUCCCCCUGUUGAUUUAGAGGAUUAUGUUCUCCAGAGGUAUUUGCCUAUUUUUGCCCUGCAUGUUGCUGGAACCUGUGUAUUCAGCACAGAGUCCGAUGUGUGACCUAAUUCUGGAAAUAGAGAAGGAGCAAGCCUUGUGCCACACUCAGAUCGAGAACAAUACGACAGGCUGCAAUAUCACUUGGGACAAGAUCACAUGCUGGCCCGCCGCUGACGUCGGAGAGGUGGUUACCAUCCCAUGCCCCAAGUAUCUCUUCUACUUCACCAGCAAUGCUCUUCCUCGUAAUCUGUCAAAGACCUGCACUGUGCAUGGCUGGCCCCCAAGCAGCCUGGACUCCUAUAUAAUGGACUGCGGCUACAAUCCCAACAGCACUGUGGAAGGACAUUUGGGAGAGUUUUACAGUACCAUCAAGGUGGGCUACACAAUCGGUCACAGCGUUUCCCUUAUUUCUCUGAUGGCUGCAAUCCUCAUACUGUGUCUCUUUCGGAAGCUCCACUGCACAAGAAACUACAUCCACAUGCAUCUGUUUGUGUCCCUCAUCCUCAAAGCCAUCACUGUUUUUAUAAAGGAUGUGGUUCUGUACGAUGAGAUGGAGAACUGCCAGUCAUUACAGGUGGGCUGCAGGGCAGUAGUGGUCCUCUUCCAGUUUGGAGCCACGGCGAGUUACUUUUGGCUGCUGGUGGAGGGCCUCUACCUUCACGCUCUAUUGGCAGUCUCCUUCUUCUCUGAGAGGAAGUACUUUUGGUGGUACAUUUUGAUUGGCUGGGGGGCUCCAACCAUCUUCAUCUCUGCAUGGGUGGUUACCAAAGCUUAUUUUAAACACCCUGGAUGUUGGGAAACAAUAGAUGACCCCUCAUGGUGGAUCAUCAAAACGCCAAUUUUAGUCGCUAUACUAAUUAACUUCUUCGUCUUCAUUUGCAUAAUCCGGAUCCUGCGGCAGAAAAUGAAUUGUCCUAACAUCGGAAGGAAGGAAUCCAACCAGUACUCGAGACUGGCUAAAUCCACAUUGUUGUUGAUACCUCUUUUUGGAAUAAACUACAUAAUAUUUGCCUUUAUUCCUGAACACAUUCACCCACAGCUCAGGAUGGCAUUUGAUCUUGUUCUGGGAUCAUUUCAGGGCUUUGUUGUUGCUGUCCUGUACUGCUUCCUGAAUGGAGAGGUGCAGUCUGAGGUUAAGCGUAAAUGGCGCAGGUGGAUGCUGCAGAGGUUUCUUGGCGCUGACACUAAGUACCAGCAGCCAUCCAUUGGGAGCAAUGGGAACAAUUUCAGCACCCAGAUCACCUUGUUGACCAAAUGCAGCCCCACCACACGACGGGCUUCAACCUGCCAGGAGCACCUUUCUGCAAUCUGAAACCCACUAAAUGCUGACUCCCCUUGGUUUCUAUUAUCAUUUAAUGAAUGUGUGACUCACAUGUACUGUUGCCAUACACUGGGUGUACUGAGGCCACGAUAAUCCUAAAGUGGAUUUUUUUGUUGUUGUAAUCUUAUAUGCUAGCUAUAAAAAGAAACAGGUGCUCUGUGUUUUUCUCGCCAAAGCACAAAGUCAUCUGACACCUCGGACAACACUUUCUUAUUAAUUUAGAUCUUUUCAAUGAAGAAAAGCUCCUAUUUUUGAAGAUUAUAUCAAAGCAGCUAUGACCAGAAAGAGACUUUACCGUAGCAUGGAAAGUAUUUUCACUGGAUUGUCUGCAUUUCAGUAAAUCAAAUAGGGAAAAUAAUAACUGGGAUGUGCUUUUCUUCCGAAAUGACUUAAAAAUUGGGAACAUCCUUGUUAUCUAAUGGUACAAGAGGUCCAAGGAGAGACAGUAGAAAGCAAGUUUAAUUCUAAAGGAAGAGUGCUGACAAAAAUAAAUGAGUUUUAAGUAGAUUGUUCUCCCCCUUAAGUAAACAUUAUGCUUGAAAGGCAACUUUAUGUAGAUCUUAUUUAUUCAAUCAUAAGGACUAUUAAAUGAGAAAUAAACUCUGACAGAGAGAGACCAACAGCUCAAAGAGUUUAAAGCUUUAAUGCUUGAGCUGGCAUAUGACCGAUAAACCAGAAACUAUGAUGGAUGCUAGCAU
Molecule: messenger RNA, 2157 nt
Organism: Cyprinodon tularosa
Lineage: Eukaryota; Metazoa; Chordata; Actinopteri; Cyprinodontiformes; Cyprinodontidae
Product: vasoactive intestinal polypeptide receptor-like
Exons: 13
Coding region: 122-1450 (442 amino acids)
Biological process (GO): cell surface receptor signaling pathway; adenylate cyclase-modulating G protein-coupled receptor signaling pathway
Cellular component (GO): plasma membrane
Molecular function (GO): G protein-coupled peptide receptor activity; vasoactive intestinal polypeptide receptor activity; peptide hormone binding
Source: RefSeq, a predicted model, not a curated record